Musa acuminata subsp. malaccensis (wild Malaysian banana) is the source of this 2075-nucleotide messenger RNA. Its product is annotated as glutamyl-tRNA reductase 2. The record is from RefSeq and is a predicted model, not a curated record. Gene Ontology annotation, biological process: tetrapyrrole biosynthetic process. NCBI's taxonomy places the organism in Eukaryota, Viridiplantae, Streptophyta, Magnoliopsida, Zingiberales, Musaceae. Gene Ontology annotation, molecular function: glutamyl-tRNA reductase (NADP+) activity; NADP binding.
GGAAUUCUUUCGCCUCUUUCUCGAACCCUGCUUUCAAUUCCUCUCGAUCGAUCUAUUCGCGAAGCUCGUGUUCUUCCUUCUUUUCUUGGUUAGGUUUUUAAUCGCAGUUGCUGCUGAAAACUAGUCUUCAAUGGGCACCGCCGGCGGCGUGGUGAUCACCGUUGCGGGGCCCGGGAAGGUCGAGUCUGUCUUCCGCAGGAGCUCUCCCUCUCGGUCGUCGUCUGCAUCUUGGAGUUCGGCUGGAUUGUAUCGGGUCCGUCCCAGAGGCCCCGCGUAUAGUGGGAGCCCCAGGGUUGUUCUCCGGAGGAGCCCACGCUGCGAGGUGAAGGCGGAUCUCGAGGAGAAGUCGGCAGCGGCCGCCAGCGUCUCGGCCCUUGAGCAAUUCAAGAUUUCUGCAGACCGAUAUAUGAAGGAGAGGAGCAGCAUAGCUGUGAUAGGUCUGAGUGUUCAUACGGCUCCUGUCGAGAUGCGUGAAAAACUUGCUGUGCCAGAGGCCCAGUGGCCUCGUGCUAUUGGUGAAUUAUGCAGCCUGAAUCAUAUAGAAGAAGCUGCAGUUCUCAGUACAUGCAACAGAAUGGAAAUAUAUGUAGUUGCUUUGUCUUGGAAUCGUGGAAUCAGAGAAGUGAUGGAGUGGAUGGCAAAGACAAGUGGGAUUCCGGUAUCAGAGCUCCGACAACAUCUUUUUGUGCUCCGUGAUAGUGAUGCCACAAGGCAUCUGUUUGAAGUGUCGGCAGGUCUUGACUCUCUUGUCUUGGGAGAAGGACAGAUUCUCGCUCAAGUUAAACAAGUUGUAAGGAUCGGGCAAGGCAGUGGAGGAUUGGGAAAGAAUAUUGACAGGAUGUUUAAGGAUGCAAUUACUGCUGGAAAACGAGUUCGCAGUGAGACCAACAUAGCAUCUGGUGCGGUCUCUGUAAGCUCAGCUGCAGUUGAGUUGGCUCUUAUGAAACUCCCAAAGUCCCAUUCUACAUCUGCUCGAAUGCUGGUGAUUGGAGCCGGCAAGAUGGGGAAGCUAGUGAUCAAACAUCUAGCUGCCAAAGGAUGCAAAAAGGUUGUGGUCGUUAACAGGUCAGUGGAGAGGGUAGAUGCUAUCCGUGAAGAACUGAAGGAUAUUGAAAUUAUCUACAGACCUUUCUCAGAAAUGCUCUCCUCUUCUGCUGAGGCAGAUGUUAUUUUCACAAGCACAGCAUCUGAGACACCACUAUUCUUGAAAGAGCAUGUUGAAGCUCUUCCUCCUGUGGGCUACGAAGUUGGGAGCAUAAGACUUUUUGUGGAUAUUUCAGUGCCUAGGAACGUAGGAUCCUGUGCUGCAAAUCUUGAACAUGCUCGAGUGUACAAUGUCGACGACCUCAAGGAGGUUGUGGAAGCCAACAAGGAAGAUCGGCUGAGGAAGGCAAUGGAAGCUCAAUCAAUAAUUACGCAGGAACUGAAACGGUUUGAGGCAUGGAGGGACUCUCUGGAGACCGUCCCUACCAUCAAGAAGUUGAGGUCCUAUGCUGAUAGAAUUCGGGUUUCGGAGCUUGAGAAGUGUUUUCAGAAGAUAGGCGAUGAUGCAUUAACAAAGAAAAUGAGAAAAGCUAUUGAAGACCUCAGCAGUGGUAUAGUAAACAAGCUUCUUCAUGGCCCACUGCAGCACUUGAGAUGUGAUGGCACCGAUAGCCGGACUCUGGAUGAGACCCUUGAAAAUAUGCAUGCACUCAAUAGGAUGUUCAGUCUGGACACUGAGAAAGCCAUUUUGGAACAAAAGAUCAAGGCCAAAGUGGAGAAAACUCAAAGUUAAGCUUAUUCAGGAACCUCAUGGGACAACAAAAGUCAGACAUCUUUCUGAAUUUUUUGUUUCCAGACUGCACAUAAUACACACCCCCAAUCCUUCAUUUCCAUUGUUCUUCGAUAAGAGUGAGUUUAUCUAAAUUAUGGAAUUGUGGCCUCCCUGUAUCAUUUACUUAAGAGAGAGAUGAUAGAUGCUUUAGGCUUUUAAACAAUGCAAGCAUUGUAGGAUGGCUAUCUUCUUAUUUGAUUGGUACAUUUGAGUACAUUGAUUUUUUUGUUUUUGAAUUAUUCCAGAGUCUGCUUUUUAA